Messenger RNA from Drosophila persimilis, 868 nucleotides. RefSeq lists its product as uncharacterized. The record is from RefSeq and is a predicted model, not a curated record. NCBI's taxonomy places the organism in Eukaryota, Metazoa, Arthropoda, Insecta, Diptera, Drosophilidae. Bases 69 to 722 code for a protein of 217 amino acids. The transcript has 3 exons.
CUCUAACGCCCCACCUUCCUUAAGUUAACCCACAUUUUGAGUCCGCAAUCAAAUAUCAAAUAUCCAACAUGAACUUCUAUUUGCUGGUGAUUGCGUCCCUGUGUUUUCUGACCUACAUCAGUUGUGAUGGCUGUCUCCAGUGCAAUUCGAAAACGGAGCCCCGUUGCGCCACCGAUCCGCUCAGCUUAUUCACCAAGAACUGCUCAGAGUCCACCGGCGGAGCCGAGUGCUACGUGCGCGUCAUCAAAGACGGCUACACCGUGCGCGGCUGUGUGAAAGAGCUGGACAAUGCCACCAAGGCCACCUGCAACAACGAGCUGGAGUGCCAGAUCUGUACGUACGCGGAGGGCUGCAACCGUCAGAUGUUCCCCUCCUCGCGCGCCCAGUGCCUCCAGUGCUCGGGCAACUCCACCUCCUCGAGCUGCGCCAGCCAGGUGUACGAGCACGCCUCCAUCUGUCCCAUCUAUAAGCUGGGCGACCUCUGCUACAUUCGCAACAGCAACCGCACCGCGGACGGGUCCUUCCAGCGCGGCUGCCUUACCAGCGCCCAGGCCAACAAGCAGUGCAUCAAGGACGGCCACUGCUUCACGUGCACGGGGCGCGGCUGCAACUUCCUGCAGGCCAACGAUACCCUGAUUCCCCUGGCCCGCGACUCCAGCGCCCAGCUGGUGCUCUCGAUGUCUCUGCUCCUCUGCGGCCUCCUCGUCGCCUGGAUGCUGUGAAGCCCAGCCCUCUCUCUCUCUCUCUCUCUCCAUCUCUCUUGCUGGGGACAUUGAAAGCCACAUUUUUCCUUCAGAAUUAUAUACUAUUCUAUUAGAUAUUCAUUUCUUUUUUUUUUGUAAUUUGUAAUUAUAUAAAAAUCACACUC